CUUUAUUUUUUCUCUCAAAUUUACUUUACUCUUUCAGUUUUAAUUUCACAUACAUUUACUUAUUUAUAUUUCUUGGCUGCCUCAAAUUGCCUUUACAAUAAAUGCGCAGCACGGACGAUGACGGCAUGUCCACCCUGAAGGAGCUUGCACAAAAGGCCAAGGCCGAGGACGUCGAAAUGAGCGUACAAACGUGUCUGAACAUGAGCCAUUUCAAAGCAACAAUGCGGGAGCUACGCAAAGUCGACGACAACAUUAUUCUGCGAAUGAACAAUACCAACACGGCCGCAGCAGAGGACUGCCUGGCAUUCUUCAAUGUCCUGCGGACUGCAUAUGCGCGCCGCGAACACGAUAUUUCGUAUUGUCUAAGCGUGUUGGAGCAAAGGAUUGCGCAGCAGACACCCCGAAAAAACACCAUGUCGCUGGAGUCGCAGCGUGAUUGGGUGGAGAAUGAAAGGUCGGUUGAGGACAUUGUGAGAUCACGGUCUUUGCAGGUGUUUAGGUCGCGGUGUCGGUUUUUUGAAUUCCCUCCCGAGUUUGAAGACUACAUUCACCGCAAAUAGAGCUAUUACAAUAUAUUAACAUAGAAUAAAGAUGUGUACAAAAAAUAACUGGUAUCGAAAU
This is a messenger RNA of Kickxella alabastrina, 621 nucleotides long. RefSeq lists its product as uncharacterized. The annotation marks the transcript as partial. Gene Ontology annotation, cellular component: mitochondrial intermembrane space; mitochondrion. The transcript has a single exon. The record is from RefSeq and is a predicted model, not a curated record. Lineage: Eukaryota; Fungi; Kickxellomycota; Kickxellomycetes; Kickxellales; Kickxellaceae.